AUGACAGUAACAUGGCAUAAAUUCAAAUUGCGAACCUUUUUCUCUCUCGUUCGAGAUUCACUCUCUCUCUCUCACUCAACCAUCGUUUUCUCUCGUCUUCAAUCCCCAACACCACCCUCUCUGUCGCCAUCAACCCACCCACCGGCGACACCCCUCCCUUCUUCUUCUUCUCCUCCCUCUUCUCUUCUUGUCACUUCACCGUUCACCUUCUCCAUUCUUGAAACCGCUGCACCGCACCACAGAUCCACCACCACCAUUGCCCAGCUUCGUCUUUCUCCCUCCUCUCGUGUCGCCGUGCCUCCCUCCACCUCUCCUCUGUCUCUGUUGGUGGUUGUUGCUGCUCAUCCUUCGUCGUCCGUUCCUCUUGGUUGUGCUGCCUGCAUGCUGUCUGAUUUUGUUGAUUAUGAAUAUGCUAAGAUUUUGUUGAUUGUUGAAUUGCUGGUUUUGCUCUUUUCAUACAUGACGACAGGUAGAGUUUUGGCAGAUCAGGCUGCUGGUCAUGGUUGUCGUCGUGAUCGGGGAAGAGGGAGGGUUUUUUCUGGUACCCCUGGAAAUUUUGGAUCCUCACCCUCUACUCCAACUACCCCGGUGACGUCACAGGUUGUGGGUUUAGUGGACCAGCCAUUCAUCAUGAUCGCUAACCCCAACUACGUCCCUCCAUUUACAGUGACAACGCCGCCUCCAAUGACUUAUCAGCCUGCUGCCAUAGUAAUGUCGCCUCCAGCGACGAAAGCUGCGGCCCCAGAGUCCUCUCACAGAAGUGAGGUAGCUGAUACGCCUCCACCACUUCCCAUUGUACGGUUGACGAUUUGGCUUGAUGGUGGUUCAGGAUAA
Arachis ipaensis is the source of this 834-nucleotide messenger RNA. The record is from RefSeq and is a predicted model, not a curated record. NCBI's taxonomy places the organism in Eukaryota, Viridiplantae, Streptophyta, Magnoliopsida, Fabales, Fabaceae.